CUGGAGAUGCCGAAGAGACGAGACGUCCUCGCCAUUGUACUGAUCGUCUUGCCCUGGACGCUGCUCAUUACCGUUUGGCACCAGAACACGCUGUCUCCCCUCCUCACCCUUCGGAGGGAUGAUGGUAGCGAGAUCAGCGUCCGCAGAGACGCAGUCCAGACCUCGGACUGGAAGGAGUCCUGCCCGUCCGACAGGGGCAUCGUGGAGGUGCUCAGGACCGAGUACGUGUACACGCGGCCUCCGCCUUGGUCCGACGCCCUUCCCGCCAUCCACGUCGUCACCCCCACCUACAACCGGCCCGUCCAGAAAGCGGAGCUUACCCGCCUGACCAACACCCUGCUCCACGUGCCCAACCUGCACUGGAUCCUGGUGGAGGACGCCCAGAGGAGGACGGCCCUGGUCACCCGGCUCCUGCGCGAGACGGGCCUCAACUACACGCACCUGAACGUGGAGACGCCGCGCAGCUACAAGCUGCGGGGGGACGUCCGCAACCCGCGCUUCCCGCGGGGCACCAUGCAGCGGAACCUGGCCCUGCGCUGGCUGCGGGAGACCUUCCACCCGAACAGGUCCCGGCCCGGGGUCGUGUACUUCGGGGACGACGACAACACCUACAGCUUGGAGCUGUUCGAGGAGAUGCGCAGCACCAGGAAAGUCUCAGUCUGGCCCGUGGCCUUCGUGGGGGGAUUGCGCUAUGAGUCUCCGAAGGUGAACGCCGCCGGAAAGGUUUACGGCUGGAAAACGGUGUUCGAUCCACAUCGACCGUUCGCCAUAGACAUGGCGGGUUUCGCUAUCAACCUGCACCUGGUCCUUCAGAGACCUCAGGCCUACUUCAAGCUGCGUGGGGUCAAAGGCGGCUAUCAGGAGAGCAGCCUCCUGCGGGAGCUGGUCACACUCAAUGAUCUGGAGCCCAAAGCAGCCAAUUGCACUAAGAUACUUGUGUGGCACACACGGACUGAGAAACCUGUGCUGGUCAAUGAGGGCAAGAAGGGCUUUACCGAUCCAAACCUGGAGAUAUAAAAUAAGCGAACUGAUUGCGCAGGCGAAUGUCUGGAGAGCCCUGUCUGUCCCUUCACUUUACGCAGAAUGGAAUUGAACUGCCCACCACCAUUUCCAGAUUAUGUAGCUCACGGUUCUGUGAGCACGAAAGGACGGACUGUGUGACGGAACGUGGCUAAACAGAAUGAAAUGGCCUAUCGGAGCUGCGUUGCCAAACCUUUGAGGUGCGGCAGGAAGCCGCGUCCUGGUGCUUGGCAUUCCUCUCCCACCCCCCCACCGCCCCCACCCCCUGCAGAGGACACAGGCAGAGGUACAGCUCCAUGGCGAUGCGGACUGUGUUUUGGGAAGAGAAGAGCGCGUGUACUGGGGUCAGUGUGGACUCAUGUGAUGAGGCCAAGUGAGCAAUAGUGAGUUAUCGCACCGUCGUUUACGCAAGCGAUGAAAGAUUGAUUGAAUGUCCGGUUCAACUUGCCCGGAAGCCUGUGGUCCACAUGGUUUGAACGAGGAGCUUCACCUCCCCGGGGAUCCCACCUCAUGUCUCUCUCCGUCUGAAACAGCUACGGUGCAGUCCAUCGCUCCCACUAAACAGCAGUUAUUUACUUACUUCAGCGCAAACGCGGCAUGUCUGCUCGACCCUCACCGCAGGGAGCGGGUGGCACUGAGCAAAUUCAUUUCAUAUCCACAGCAGGGACAUGGAAACGCCGCUCACACACAUGCACAUGCUACACACACGCACAGACAGACAAGCACGCAACACACGCGCACUCAGGCAGACACGCAAUCUGUCACACGUUCACAGGAGACAGUCAGACAGGCAGACGCGCACACACACACACCACACACACACACAGACAGACACACAAGUCUAUCACACGCUCGCACAAGCACUGACACAGUCACACAGACAAGUGUGUACACAUGGAGACACACAGACACACACACAGGUGGUGGACGGCGACACUUGCACUCUCACACGGACAGGCAGACCAGACACACACGUACACACACUAACAGACACGCACAUAGAGGGGUGGACACACACAAGGUCAGACUCAAAGCCAGGUGACCACACACAGAUUGCCAGACAGAUACCAGCAAUGAUAUGACUUGGUAAAUAGACUGAGCCCGGCGGAGGAGCUGUGUUUCUGCUCACUGUGGGCAGAGCUGUCGGUUUGAAUUAUGACGUGAAUAAUGGAACGAAACAAAAAUGUUGCACUGGAUGAAGUGAUUUAAACGCUGCCUGUUAUCUGCAGCUGACAUUUAGCCCACAGAGGGGAUGUUCCUCUCUCUCUUUCCCCUUCCCCCACCCUUUUUCUCUCUCUCUCUCUCUCUCUCUCUGCAUGCACAUGGGCUGAGAACGGGCAAAUGUAGUUCAAUACAGCAACCGCCGCCACCACCGCAUUCAUACAACGCCUUUCACGUCAGAAUGGACGUCCCAAAUACAGAUAAAUGCAGGCUGCUCCCCGUAAAGAAGAAUUAGAAGCACAAGUCCUCCGUGGAUGGGACUGAACUUGCCAAGAGGCGACACUGAAAGAAAUCUGGGGGUGUUAUUUGAUUCAUCACUCACUCACUGUGUCAAAACAGCGUGAGGCACCAACAAACAAGGCGGACAGGAUGCUGGGCUAGAUUACUAAUUCAGUUGAGUUCAGACUUCCAUACUCUUGACUUUCAAUACUGGUCACUGUGACGAUAAAGGCUCAGACCCCAGAGGCGGUGCAACAACAACAACAACGGGCACUCGUAUAGCGCCUUUCAUGCAGAGUAA
This is a messenger RNA of Callorhinchus milii (elephant shark), 2761 nucleotides long. RefSeq names its product galactosylgalactosylxylosylprotein 3-beta-glucuronosyltransferase 1. The transcript has 5 exons. Gene Ontology annotation, molecular function: galactosylgalactosylxylosylprotein 3-beta-glucuronosyltransferase activity. The record is from RefSeq and is a predicted model, not a curated record. Bases 7 to 1017 code for a protein of 336 amino acids. Gene Ontology annotation, biological process: carbohydrate metabolic process; chondroitin sulfate proteoglycan biosynthetic process. Gene Ontology annotation, cellular component: Golgi membrane. NCBI's taxonomy places the organism in Eukaryota, Metazoa, Chordata, Chondrichthyes, Chimaeriformes, Callorhinchidae.